Molecule: messenger RNA, 1775 nt
Organism: Odocoileus virginianus texanus
Lineage: Eukaryota; Metazoa; Chordata; Mammalia; Artiodactyla; Cervidae
Gene: BCL7B
Product: BAF chromatin remodeling complex subunit BCL7B
Source: RefSeq, a predicted model, not a curated record
CUUCCGGCGGCGCCGGGUCUGAGGCGUUUGUUCAGCCGUGGGUAGGCGCGGGCCUAGUCUCCGCGCCCGCCUGCGUGAGGAACCUUUUGCGUUCUGAACUGUCCCGUAUACUAACUAACAAUCUCUGAGGGGUUCCCGUUAGCCAGACUGAGCACUCUGCGUAUUAAGGCGUCUGGGUUAGGGAGAAGAAGUGGGUGACUGUGGGUGACACGUCCCUUAGGAUAUUUAAGUGGGUUCCUGUGACAGACAGCAAGGAGGGAAGGAUCGGGCAGAGCAUUCUGAUGAGGGCAGAAAGCAGGAGGGUCCCACAGAGAACUCCAGUGGAAGCAGAUGUAUAUAGCUGCCUGUCUCUUAAAGAAAAGUCAAAAUCGAACAGUUCCGCAGCCCGGGAACCUAAUGGCUUUCCCUCUGAUGCCUCAGCCAAUUCCUCUCUCCUUCUUGAAUUCCAGGAUGAAAACAGCAACCAGAGCUCCGUGUCUGAUGUCUACCAGCUCAAGGUGGACAGUAGCACCAACUCGAGCCCCAGCCCCCAGCAGAGCGAGUCCUUGAGCCCUGCGCACACCUCUGACUUCCGCACAGACGACUCCCAGCCCCCCACGCUGGGCCAGGAGAUCCUUGAGGAGCCCUCCCUGCCUGCCUCGGAAGUUGCUGAUGAACCUCCGACCCUCACGAAGGAAGAACCAGUUCCUCUAGAGACACAGAUUGCUGAGGAAGAGGAAGACUCAAGUGCCCCUCCCCUGAAACGCUUCUGUAUGGACCAGCCUGCAGUGCCGCAGACAGCGUCAGAAAGCUAGCACCACCCUGGCGCCCUUCGCCUCCAGGCCCCAUGCCUCUAUUUAUUGCAUUCUGGUUCUGGCUGUGCUGUGUUGCUGGGGUAAGGGCGAGCACCGAGGUCCAGAGCCUGCACCUCAGAGCCUUCUGGGCUGGAAGGUGGACGCGGGACCUGGGGUCGUAGCAUCAUCUUCCCAUCCCUGGCACCUCUGUCUGCCUGACCCUGAGAAGAGGAGCACUCCUGUCCUCUGCACCCCAAGGAGGCUGGCGCCUCGGCCACUCCAGGAUCAUCUGUCACCUCCAGUAGCAGUCUGUGCUCCACAGCCUCUGGACUGAGCUGCUGGUGCCUCUGCAAGAGGAAAGAGAGGGGGAAGGCACCCUCCAGAGAAGAGCGUGCCGAGGGCUUACUUGAACUUGAAUGGAGACUGUAUAUUCAUGGACUUGCCCAUAGGGCUAGGGACCCUAUAGGCUGCUGUUGGAGAAUGCCUGAGUAGACUCUGGAGGGAAGGGAAGGGCUUAACUCCACACGACGGCAGAAAAGUCCCACCUAGACUUCAUGCUGUCCUGGCACUUGUACCCAUUCCUGAGGCCAUCCUGCCUCUCAUGGGCUCUCUGGCUGUUGACAGUCCUUUGUCCCCCCACUGUAACCACCCCCUUCCCCCAACACACAUACGCGCACAUACUCACAGUUGUUUCCACCUGGACAUUUCAUUCCAGUAUCCCCCUGCCUCCUGCCAUGGUUCCCAGCUCUCCUGCCGCAGACUCUGUCCCAGCGAGAAUUUGAGGUUCUGACAGUACUCAUCCCCACAGUACUUCUUCAGCCCAGACUUUCUAGAAAGUUUCCUUUUCUUUGAAAUCUGCAUGUUUCAUCAAACCUUGUGAUUUUAUUUUUUGUUUCAAAAAAGUUUAAGAAAAUGGAAAUGGACAACAGUGAGUGAAGACAUAUUUUAGCACUGAAUAGAAUAUUUUUAAAAUUAAACUAUUUGAAAUAUGUCUUGUUGGCA